Molecule: messenger RNA, 4167 nt
Organism: Beta vulgaris subsp. vulgaris (sugar beet)
Lineage: Eukaryota; Viridiplantae; Streptophyta; Magnoliopsida; Caryophyllales; Amaranthaceae
Exons: 2
Coding region: 1987-3705 (572 amino acids)
Molecular function (GO): myosin binding
Source: RefSeq, a predicted model, not a curated record
AUUUUACAUAUAAUAGUAUUGUACUCCAUAUAUUUUAAGUUAUACCUAACAUUAAGAACAUUUCAUGGCGCAAUUUAAUUGUUGUCAUUAGAGAGAGGAAGCAUCCAUCAGUGGAACUAUAUGUGUAGUAGGACAAUGUAAUAGAACAUUACCUUUCCCAAACUAUCUGGCGGAAACAAUCAAAGUUCUGAUGUUGACUUUGAUAUGGGGUCCAUAUCACACUUCAAUUAGCUCUCAAAUCUCAAUCUAUGUCCUUAAAUGAAACUGGACAUCAUUACCCAUCACUCUCUCUUUACCCCUUUGUAUUUUCAGACUUCAAUUCUGUGACCCUGUUCUGCAAAACUAGUUGUAAGAGUAGUUGUUAGUGGUUUCAAUAGCUGUUAGCGAUUGACAAAGUUAUUAACUGUCGGUGAGUAGCUGUUAGAGGUUAGCGGUCAAAGUAGUUGUUUAAAGUAUGGGUGUUUGGUAAAAGAAAUUGUAAAAAUAAUGAGUGACCUAUUUAUCUGUUGGGUGAAUUUAACUACAAAAUCUAAUUAAAGAACUAACAACCCUCCACAAAGCUAUCUUUUUUCACUAUAUAGCACUGCACAUGAGCCUGAUGCAACUAUGACAAAAUGACGAUAAACUAACCCAAACCUUUUCAUUGGCCCUUCUCAUAGUUGUAGAUACAAGACCUACAUUUCACCUUUUCCCCUCUCAAGCCACAACAAUUUUUUUUAGGAAUAAAAAUGCUUCCUUUACACGGGUCUUCAAAAAAUGGCUCCUCAAUAUAUAAUUCUUGUUGGAUGGAUCGAGGCUGGUAUAUGGGUGGACGGUGAAGCUUGAAAAUAGCACUUGUUCCCAUACACGGUCCUCCCUAGCAAACAUUCUACUCUAGGUUGAGCUUCAGUGCCAUAAAGGAAACCUAAAAAAUUGAAAGGAUAUAUCAUGUUGACAGAUUGUGAAGCUGCUGUUAAGGGUUUGAUCAACUCGAUGAGAGUCGAUAAACGUAUUCGAAGCAUUAUCGAGGACAUCAGAAAAGUGACAUCCUUUAUGCCAUUCUUUUGCUGUCAAAAAUUCGAUAGGGAACAAUUCAUGGAAGCCCAUAAGCUAGCAAUGGAGGGUGAAAAACCCUUUAGCUUUCUUUCUUUGUUCUCUUUUUGUCCGUUGCCCAAUAAAAAUGUAUAUUUCUUAUUAGCAAAAGUUGUGAAGUUUUCUUUUACGGAACAUGUACUACAUCCUUUAACAUUCAAAUCAUAUGAGUGAUUUAAUUUGAUUUUUUUAAGUUAAAGGUGCGUGGUUAUGAAAAUAGACCGCUUAUUUAGAAGUGAUAUUUAAUAUAGCUUUUUUUUCAAAGGAAAAGGUUAGCAAAAAUCCUUUAAACUAACACAUGUAAUUAAAUAUAGUGAUCAUUGAGUAAAUGCUUUCAAAAUAAUGAAAACUUGAAUGCAACACAUAUAAUAAGUGAGAAGGGUAGGUAUGAUGUAAACCUGGUAUUUCAUCAAACAACUAAAUCUUUUUUGACAUAGAAAUUUAAUCAUAUAAAUAUGCACUUUGGAGUAAAUGGAACCCUGCGAUCAACCGUUAUUUCAGGUACAUUACCCGCCCAAAGCAUUCAUUAUCUCAAGCAUAUACAUUAGUGAAGGGCCAAUUUCCAUUUAUAGCUAAACUAACCUCACCACCCAAAAUGAUCAGAAAAAUAUUUUUUUUAUUAAAAAAAUUCACUUCUCAAAAAAGGGUAAUAUAAAAAUCUCACUUUAAUUAAAAUAAUUUUAGCCUAACCUCCCAUACAAAAAAAAAAAAACAAAAAAAAAACAAAAAAGAAGAAGUUUAACCCUCAUUUGAUCAUGAUCUAACAUUUCAUCCCCUUAUUUCCUCCCCCACAUUAUCAUCAUCAAUUCCCAUUAUUUCUAAUACCAUUUCCAUUUACAAUUUACAAGAAAGUGAAAAAAAUAAUCCGAAUUUUGAAGAAAUUUGUCAUCUUGAAUCUCCUAUGCCUGAAAAAAGAUGUCUUAUACAGGGCGUUCAUUAAGGCAUUACAUUGAACAAGAGCUAGGUACUCUUCCACAUUUUAUAAUUUACGCGGUACUCGAAUGGACCCUUAUAGGAUUGCUAUUCCUUGAUGGUUUCCUUGCAUUUAUAUCAAGUGAAUUUGCUGAUUUCUUUGAUUUACAAGCCCCAUGUGUUCUAUGUACAAGGAUUGAUCAUAUCCUAGCACGUAACAAAUCAUGGCGUUAUUGUUACAAUGAAACCAUUUGUGAUGGUCAUAAGAAUGAAUUAUCUUCUCUUGCAUAUUGCCAUGUUCAUAGAAAACUGUCUGAUAUUAGAACAAUGUGUGAAGGUUGUCUCCUUUCUUUUGCAACUGACAACAACAACAACAAUAAUAAUUGUAACAAAUCUUUUAAUGGGGGUUUAAAUAAGGAUAUUGAAGGGUUGUUUGAUGAUGAAAUGAGGGCUAGGCUUCAGUUGCAACCUCUUUGGGAGGAUGAUGCUAGGAAUGGAAAUGCGAAUGCGAAUUUGAUAUACUGCUCAUGUUGUGGGGAACGUAUGAAGAAGGCUAAGCCUACAGGUUACCAGCAGCAGAAGGGCAUUGGAAAUAUUAGCAGUAAAGGGUUAUCAAGCAGUAGCAUUUCUAAUAGGCUUUCGCAGCAGGCUCCUACUCCUUCCCCUCGCGCUCCCUUUGCUUCAUGGAGGCCAGAUGAAUCUCGGGCUACCUUGGAGUUGUCUCACAUUCGAUGUAAGGAGCUUAAGUCGUCUGAAACUACCACCCCUGAUGAGGAGGUUACAAGCAGUGUAACCACCCCAACUGCAAGCAAGGAUGAAAACAAACCUAUGACACCAAGGCCAACAGAAAUUGAUGAUUCAGUGGAAGAUUUUGUGAGAACUCCAACAUUUGGGAGGGGUAACAGAUUUUACGGCCUAUCUGAUUCAGCUGCUGCAAGUCCAAGGUUUGCGAACAGGGCGCCUAGGAAAUCACUCCUAGAAAAAGUAGAGCUAGCCUCAGACCCUGUUGAAGCAAUCACAGGAAAUGAGACAGACAGUGAGCUUAUCAUGAGCCGCUUGAAAAAACAAGUUCGUUCAGAUAAAAAAUCUCUUAUAGCUCUUUACAUGGAGUUGGAUGAAGAGCGAAGUGCUUCUGCUGUGGCAGCCAACAAUGCAAUGGCUAUGAUCACGAGGUUACAAGCAGAAAAAGCAUCGGUCCAAAUGGAGGCCUUACAGUAUCAGAGGAUGAUGGAAGAACAAGCCGAGUAUGAUAAAGAGGAUAUUCAAAUGUUGAAGGAUUUUCUUAAUAAGAAAGAAGAUGAAAUCAGAGAUUUAGAGGCCGAGUUAGAUCUUUAUCGAGAUAGAUAUGGUCUCCCUCAUGUUACUCGAGGUGAUGUCUUGGAAAAAUCUCAGUCUUUCUCAUCGAUUACUGAGCAUGGAAGCCCAUUGUUUAGCAUAGUUGCUACUGAUACAGAAAUGGAAGUUCAGGAGCAUGUUUCUGAUAAGAGUAGCAGUGCAUCAUUUUAUGGAGAAGGUGAAAAUAGUGGACAGAAGAAUGAUGAUGAGAUUCAUAAGGAAGAUGAUAAUGAUUAUGAUGAUGAUGUUGGUGGAUCAUCACAUGAAGGUGGCCAGAAUUCCGAAACACAGGAUGUUGAUGAUGAUGGUUCAUUCAUUGAAAUUGAGCACGAGGGAUCUUUUCUCUUAGGUCAACUAGAAAACCUUGAAGUUGAGGAUACUCCAUAGUACAAAUGAUAAUCAGGUUGAUGUACCUAGUAAUGAAGAAAACAUAGGACACUUGAUUAAAUUCCCAUUUCCCCUCCUCAAAAAAUAAGAAAAGGAAAAGAUGUGCAACUUUUUGAUCUUUUUCAUUCCAAGGGUAACACUGAAAGAACUUAUGUUUAUGAAAGAGAGCUGAGGAUCUAAAAAAACUUCGGUACAUGAUCUCCACGCCAUUACAGCCUAUUGGGCUUCAUCCUGUAUUAUUAUCCAAACGUUUUCAGUGUUAAUAUGUGUCUUCUACACAAAAAGGAAGGAUGAUAAUAGAGAAGAGCAAAGAAAGGAAAGAUUCACCAUAAAACAUCACUUAGGCUACUUGCCUUUAUUCUGACAAAAUGCCCUGUAUUAUGUGAAUCUGCAGAAUUUAGUCAUGAAUCUGAUCACAUGAUGAUUUUCUUUUACUGCAGCAAGUGUUAUUGAUUCGUAUGA